AUGGCCCCCCUUCGCACUCGUGAAGAGGUUCGCACCCAUCGCCCAGAUAGGCCACUAAGCCCCCCUCCUAGGCCUCCGUGCGUAAGGGGGAAAGAAAACAUGGCAGAUGCUGCUGAGGAGGAUGAUAUAAGAGGCGUAGAUCAGCAUCAGCAUCAGCAUCAGCAUCAGAAUCAGAAACAUAUAAUAAGAUCAUACCACCACCACCACCACCACUACCGCUUGUCCCAUUGA
Morchella sextelata is the source of this 231-nucleotide messenger RNA. RefSeq lists its product as uncharacterized. The record is from RefSeq and is a predicted model, not a curated record. Bases 1 to 231 code for a protein of 76 amino acids. Lineage: Eukaryota; Fungi; Ascomycota; Pezizomycetes; Pezizales; Morchellaceae. The transcript has 2 exons.